AUGUGUUCAGACAGCCACAACAGUGCCUCACGCGUGACGCUAAUGCCUGCCCUGGCCGUGAAUCCAUCAUCCCCAUCAUCAUCCCCAUCAUCAUCCCCAUCAUCAUCCCCAUCAUCAUCCCCAUCAUCAUCCCCAUCAUCAUCCCCAUCAUCAUCCCCAUCAUCAUCCCCAUCAUCAUCCCCAUCAUCAUCCCCAUCAUCAUCCCCAUCAUCAUCCCCAUCAUCAUCCCCAUCAUCAUCCCCAUCAUCAUCCCCAUCAUCAUCCCCAUCAUCAUCCCCAUCAUCAUCCCCAUCAUCAUCCCCAUCAUCAUCCCCAUCAUCAUCCCCAUCAUCAUCCCCAUCAUCAUCCCCAUCAUCAUCCCCAUCAUCAUCCCCAUCAUCAUCCCCAUCAUCAUCCCCAUCAUCAUCCCCAUCAUCAUCCCCAUCAUCAUCCCCAUCAUCAUCCCCAUCAUCAUCCCCAUCAUCAUCCCCAUCAUCAUCCCCAUCAUCAUCCCCAUCAUCAUCCCCAUCAUCAUCCCCAUCAUCAUCCCCAUCAUCAUCCCCAUCAUCAUCCCCAUCAUCAUCCCCAUCAUCAUCCCCAUCAUCAUCCCCAUCAUCAUCCCCAUCAUCAUCCCCAUCAUCAUCCCCAUCAUCAUCCCCAUCAUCAUCCCCAUCAUCAUCCCCAUCAUCAUCCCCAUCAUCAUCCCCAUCAUCAUCCCCAUCAUCAUCCCCAUCAUCAUCCCCAUCAUCAUCCCCAUCAUCAUCCCCAUCAUCAUCCCCAUCAUCAUCCCCAUCAUCAUCCCCAUCAUCAUCCCCAUCAUCAUCCCCAUCAUCAUCCCCAUCAUCAUCCCCAUCAUCAUCCCCAUCAUCAUCCCCAUCAUCAUCCCCAUCAUCAUCCCCAUCAUCAUCCCCAUCAUCAUCCCCAUCAUCAUCCCCAUCAUCAUCCCCAUCAUCAUCCCCAUCAUCAUCCCCAUCAUCAUCCCCAUCAUCAAUCAUCAUCCCCAUCAUCAUCCCCAUCAUCAUCCCCAUCAUCAUCCCCAUCAUCAUCCCCAUCAUCAUCCCCAUCAUCAUCCCCAUCAUCAUCCCCAUCAUCAUCCCCAUCAUCAUCCCCAUCAUCAUCCCCAUCAUCAUCCCCAUCAUCAUCCCCAUCAUCAUCCCCAUCAUCAUCCCCAUCAUCAUCCCCAUCAUCAUCCCCAUCAUCAUCCCCAUCAUCAUCCCCAUCAUCAUCCCCAUCAUCAUCCCCAUCAUCAUCCCCAUCAUCAUCCCCAUCAUCAUCCCCAUCAUCAUCCCCAUCAUCAUCCCCAUCAUCAUCCCCAUCAUCAUCCCCAUCAUCAUCCCCAUCAUCAUCCCCAUCAUCAUCCCCAUCAUCAUCCCCAUCAUCAUCCCCAUCAUCAUCCCCAUCAUCAUCCCCAUCAUCAUCCCCAUCAUCAUCCCCAUCAUCAUCCCCAUCAUCAUCCCCAUCAUCAUCCCCAUCAUCAUCCCCAUCAUCAUCCCCAUCAUCAUCCCCAUCAUCAUCCCCAUCAUCAUCCCCAUCAUCAUCCCCAUCAUCAUCCCCAUCAUCAUCCCCAUCAUCAUCCCCAUCAUCAUCCCCAUCAUCAUCCCCAUCAUCAUCCCCAUCAUCAUCCCCAUCAUCAUCCCCAUCAUCAUCCCCAUCAUCAUCCCCAUCAUCAUCCCCAUCAUCAUCCCCAUCAUCAUCCCCAUCAUCAUCCCCAUCAUCAUCCCCAUCAUCAUCCCCAUCAUCAUCCCCAUCAUCAUCCCCAUCAUCAUCCCCAUCAUCAUCCCCAUCAUCAUCCCCAUCAUCAUCCCCAUCAUCAUCCCCAUCAUCAUCCCCAUCAUCAUCCCCAUCAUCAUCCCCAUCAUCAUCCCCAUCAUCAUCCCCAUCAUCAUCCCCAUCAUCAUCCCCAUCAUCAUCCCCAUCAUCAUCCCCAUCAUCAUCCCCAUCAUCAUCCCCAUCAUCAUCCCCAUCAUCAUCCCCAUCAUCAUCCCCAUCAUCAUCCCCAUCAUCAUCCCCAUCAUCAUCCCCAUCAUCAUCCCCAUCAUCAUCCCCAUCAUCAUCCCCAUCAUCAUCCCCAUCAUCAUCCCCAUCAUCAUCAUGCAUGCAGUUGUCAACGUGUUAAUGUCCUCUCAUCUAGUCUUAUGA
This is a messenger RNA of Schistocerca piceifrons (Central American locust), 2118 nucleotides long. Its product is annotated as proline-rich protein 36-like. The record is from RefSeq and is a predicted model, not a curated record. The transcript has 2 exons. NCBI's taxonomy places the organism in Eukaryota, Metazoa, Arthropoda, Insecta, Orthoptera, Acrididae. Bases 1 to 2118 code for a protein of 705 amino acids.